CUUUUCAACGUUCCAUUUCCCUUUUCUUAUUUCUCCGAUUUGCAUUAACUAAACUUUUUCACAAACUCCCAAGUUGUAAGACCUCACUGUGUGAGAAAACAAACAAAUCCAAACAGACAAAGGACACUUUUUUUUUUUGUUUCCAGAUCACAAACUAAAAUUCCAAAACCCAGAGAGAUAAAGAACAAGGGUAAGCAUAAACACACCUUAUCAUGGUAGCUGGUAAGGUAAGGUUAGCAAUGGGUUUGCAGAAAUCACCAGCAAACCCAAAGAACGAAACUCCCUCUAAGCAUCCAUUAUCGUCAUCAACGAGCUCGGGUAACAAAUCCAGUUCUUCCCAAAAAACAGUUUUUUCACGUUCUUUUGGCGUUUACUUCCCUCGAUCUUCGGCUCAAGUUCAGCCCCGUCCAUCUGAUGUCGCCGAGCUCCUUCGGGUAGUCGAAGAGCUAAGAGACCGAGAGUCCAGGCUCAAGACUGAGCUUUUGGAGUGCAAGCUUUUGAAAGAAUCGGUUUCCAUUGUUCCUGUUUUGGAGAACGAAAUUGCGGUUAAGAAUGCAGAGCUGGAUCGAGCUUUGAAGGAGAUGGAAAGUUUGAGGGAUGCAAAUGAGGCGUUGAAAAUGGAGGUGGAGGAAAUGAAGGGGAAGGUUGAAGAAGAGAGGAAAGUGAGGGAAACAGAGGAAGAGAUAAUGGAGUUGAAGAAAACGGUGCCGUUUCUGCGUUCUGAUUGUAACGGUAAAGGUGAGAGUUUGAGGAAUUUGAAGAGAAGUAAUAGUAAAUGCUGGGACACAGUCGUUGUUUUCAGUGCUUCGAGUAAUGAAAAAAGGGAGGAGCUUGAAACUGAGAGACAGAGUAACUCAGAUGAACUCGUUGAGUCGAGUCUUGUUAAUAUCAGAUCUCGUGUUCCUAGGAUCCCAAAACCACCUCCGAGACCUUCAUCAUCGUCAUCAAUUUCAUCUAACAGCUCCCUUGAUUUAAAAGGGAAGCAAAUUACUCCACCACCACCGCCCCCACCUCCUGCACCAGUGGCAACAGUCAAACAACUUGCACCUGCUGCAGCUGUACCUCCUCCUCCUGCACCAGUGGCAACAGUCAAACAACUUGCACCUGUUGCAGCUGUACCUCCUCCUCCUGCACCAGUGGCAACAGUCAAACAACUUGCACCUGCAACUGUACCUCCUCCUCCACCGCCGCCUCCGAAAGGUAAGAAUGCUAUCGCGGCGAAAGUGAGGAGAAUUCCGGAGGUUGUGGAGUUCUAUCACUCACUUAUGCGGAGAGACUCGAAGAAAGAAGCAGGUGGCUGUAGCGCGCCGGAGCUUUUGCCAGCCACAGCCAAUGCCCGGGAUAUGAUUGGAGAGAUCGAGAACCGGUCGUCUCAUUUGCUCGCGAUAAAGACAGAUGUGGAAACACAAGGGGACUUCAUAAGGUUUUUGAUUAAGGAAGUUGAGGACGCUGCAUUUACAGAUAUUGAGGAUGUUGUGCCUUUUGUUAAAUGGCUAGACGAUGAACUCUCCUACUUGGUGGAUGAAAGAGCUGUGCUGAAACAUUUCGAUUGGCCGGAGCAGAAGGCUGAUGCAUUGCGUGAGGCUGCGUUUGGGUAUUGUGAUCUCAAGAAACUAGAAUCCGAGGCUGCAUCGUUUCGUGAUGGUGCCCGGCAACCUUGCGGUCUGGCCCUCAAGAAGAUGCAGGCUCUGCUUGAAAAGCUGGAGCAUGGUGUUUACAAUCUCUCCCGAAUGAGAGAAUCUGCUGCAAAUAGAUACAAAGGAUUUCACAUCCCUAUGGAUUGGAUGCUCGAAACCGGAAUCGUAAGCCAGAUCAAGUUGGCAUCAGUAAAACUAGCGAUGAAGUACAUGAAACGGGUAUCUUCCGAGCUGGAAGCAGUAGGGGGUGGGCCUGAAGAAGAGGAGCUGAUUGUUCAAGGCGUUAGAUUUGCAUUCCGUGUACAUCAGUUUGCUGGCGGAUUCAAUGUCGAAACGAUGAGGGCAUUCCAGGAACUUCGAGACAAGGCCAGAUCAUGGAACGUACAAUGCCAAAACCAACCAAAAUCUCUGUAAACAAACUCUGCUUCAGAGUUCAGAAAGUAUGUAUCAUUUUGUGUUGUAAAGAUCGAAACAUCAAAUGUUUGUGAAUACAACACCAGCUGCUAUUGUUAUCCACCCA
Messenger RNA from Hibiscus syriacus, 2157 nucleotides. RefSeq names its product protein CHUP1, chloroplastic-like. Gene Ontology annotation, biological process: chloroplast organization. The record is from RefSeq and is a predicted model, not a curated record. Gene Ontology annotation, cellular component: chloroplast outer membrane. NCBI's taxonomy places the organism in Eukaryota, Viridiplantae, Streptophyta, Magnoliopsida, Malvales, Malvaceae. The transcript is spliced from 6 exons. Bases 213 to 2051 code for a protein of 612 amino acids.